Messenger RNA from Physeter macrocephalus (sperm whale), 3686 nucleotides. It is a transcript of the gene TXNRD1, whose product is annotated as thioredoxin reductase 1. The transcript is spliced from 16 exons. The coding region runs from base 301 to 1845 and encodes 514 amino acids. Gene Ontology annotation, molecular function: glutathione-disulfide reductase (NADPH) activity; thioredoxin-disulfide reductase (NADPH) activity; flavin adenine dinucleotide binding. Gene Ontology annotation, cellular component: mitochondrion; cytosol. The record is from RefSeq and is a predicted model, not a curated record. Lineage: Eukaryota; Metazoa; Chordata; Mammalia; Artiodactyla; Physeteridae. Gene Ontology annotation, biological process: cell redox homeostasis; cellular response to oxidative stress; glutathione metabolic process.
AACGGAGGAAGCCCCAAGCCCCUGGGCUGUGAGCACUCUGGGCCGAGAGCAUCCUCCUGCCGGGUGCCGUGUGGAUGCAGGGGACGGGGAGACGUUUGGAUGCGUGUCUGAGUAGGGCCGAGGCUUCUCUAAGUCUGAGAACGGGCGGAGCCUCGAGGGAGCGCUCUGCGAACUGACCUGGGAAACCGAACUGACCUGGGAAACCGACGUACCGUUGUGUUUGUGAAACGGAGAAAGCUAGGCGGCCAUGGUCCAACCCUGAAGGCUUAUCAGAAGGGCAGACUUCAAAAUCUACUGAAAAUGAAUGGCUCCGAGGAUCUCCCUGAGUCCUAUGACUAUGACCUCAUCAUCGUUGGAGGGGGCUCAGGAGGACUGGCAGCCGCUAAGGAGGCAGCCAAAUACAACAAGAAGGUGAUGGUCCUGGAUUUUGUCACUCCAACCCCUCUUGGAACUAGAUGGGGUCUCGGAGGAACAUGUGUGAAUGUGGGUUGCAUACCUAAAAAACUGAUGCACCAAGCAGCUUUGUUAGGACAAGCCCUCCAAGACUCUCGAAACUAUGGGUGGAACGUCGAGGAGACGGUGAAACAUGACUGGGAGAGAAUGACAGAAGCUGUCCAGAAUCACAUUGGCUCUCUGAACUGGGGCUACCGUGUGGCUCUGCGGGAGAAAAAGGUCACCUAUCAGAACGCGUACGGGCAGUUUGUUGGGCCUCAUAGGAUUAAGGCAACAAACAACAAAGGCAAAGAGAAGAUUUAUUCUGCAGAGAGAUUUCUCAUUGCAACUGGUGAAAGGCCACGUUAUUUGGGUAUCCCUGGUGACAAAGAAUACUGCAUCAGCAGUGAUGAUCUGUUCUCUUUACCCUAUUGCCCGGGUAAGACCCUGGUGGUUGGAGCAUCCUACGUUGCUUUGGAAUGUGCUGGAUUUCUUGCUGGCAUUGGUUUAGAUGUCACUGUUAUGGUACGGUCCAUUCUCCUAAGAGGAUUUGACCAGGACAUGGCCAACAAAAUCGGUGAACAUAUGGAAGAACAUGGUAUAAAGUUCAUAAGACAGUUUGUACCAAUAAAAGUUGAACAAAUUGAAGCAGGGACACCAGGCCGACUCAGGGUGGUAGCUAAGUCCACUGAUAGUGACAUAACCAUCGAAGGAGAGUAUAAUACGGUAUUGCUGGCAAUAGGAAGAGAUGCUUGCACAAGGGAAAUUGGCUUAGAAAACGUGGGGGUAAAGUUAAAUGAACAGACUGGAAAAAUACCUGUCACGGAUGAAGAGCAGACCAGCGUGCCUUACAUCUAUGCCAUUGGUGAUGUGUUAGAGGGGAAGCUGGAGCUCACCCCAGUGGCAAUCCAGGCCGGAAGGUUGCUGGUGCGGAGGCUGUAUGGGGGCUCCGCUGUCAAGUGUGACUAUGAAAAUGUUCCAACGACCGUUUUCACUCCUUUGGAAUAUGGUGCUUGUGGUCUUUCUGAAGAGAAGGCUGUGGAGAAAUUUGGGGAAGAAAAUAUUGAGGUUUACCAUAGUUACUUUUGGCCAUUGGAAUGGACGAUUCCAUCAAGAGAUAACAAUAAAUGUUAUGCAAAAAUAGUCUGCAAUAUCAAAGACAGUGAACGUGUUGUGGGCUUCCAUGUACUGGGUCCAAAUGCUGGAGAAGUUACCCAGGGCUUCGCGGCAGCUCUCAAGUGCGGGCUGACCAAAGACCAGCUGGACGGCACCAUUGGAAUCCACCCCGUCUGUGCAGAGCAAACAGCCAUGUGCCGUAGAGGAGUGCCACUCAAAAUGCAGUCCAGAGAAUGUUUGUUGCUAGUCCAUAAUGAGAUCAGGAUGGAAAUGAAGAAAAAAGGUUUAGAAACUUAAAGGGUAUUCACGACACUGUCGGUGACCAAGCGCUCGGGGGGAAACAUCCUCCAGACCGGUUGCUGAGGUUAAGCCCCAGUGUGGAUGCUGCUGCCAGGACUCCAAACCACUGACGUAUUUCUUGCCCAAGUCCAAGGCGAAGUUUGCGGAAGGCUCUCGGGCUUCAGCAGCCACGUGUCCUGGGCUUGUAGCCCCGAGGCCUCCUUGGAUCUCAUGCGCCGGAGGUGACGCGUGGGUGGCAGGCAGCAUCGCACUGGGGUCAGCAUGACGCACUCGAAACUGACUUUCGGCAGAGCUUCGCAGAGGGGCGUCCAUGAAGUCACCAGCCUCAAGCCCGCGCGGUGGGUGGUGAUGGAACCGUCGAAGCAGUUUUUGCAUGGCCUUUCCUUUGUAGGUUUUCUUAUUCUCACUGUCAACCUUUCUCAUGUUGGUUAUUUUUUUCUUUUUUUCUCCGCCGUGUUAGUGAAAGUAGAGAUGAUAGCAGACAAUUUUUAUACAAAAGCAAGUCGUGGCCACCGUGUGCAAAUAAGGCGGCUCGUUGCUGGGAUGGCGCACUGUGGCUCCUAGGCUUGUCCCGGGGAGAGAGCGUCUCCCCAAAACAAGUGGUCACCCCUGGCCAGGUGUGCUCCCAGGCACUAUACCACCGAUGAUGAAAUGGCUACCUGGCCAGCCUGUUUGGAGGAAUAUUCCACUGCAGGGAACUUGGUCGUACAGCGUGAUCUCCACUGUUCUUCAUCGUGGAGGCAGGUGCACAGCUGAAGUGGGGAGAAACGAUAAAUGUCUUUAUUUAGUCCGUUGUGUGCUGGUCUAAGUGAGCUGAGAUCUUUUGCAAUGGGAAACAUUUAACGCUUGUUUAAAGACUUUCUGGGGGGUAGCUUUUGCUUUAAGCUUUUGCUUUAAGCUAAAAUCACAGAAUACUACAGCUUUAUAUUUCAUGUGUGUUAUGCAUCUGUCCCUUCCUGAGAACUAUAUUCAUAGGAAAAAUAAGUCUUUCCACACUUAACAGUUUAACUCUUGUGGUAAUUACUUUUUUAAAAAAAGCUGUUAAUAUCAUUUAUUAUUUUUGAACACAGGUAGAUGUGAAGGAUUUUCAUGUAAAAACCAAAUGGUUUUGGCUUUUUCUGUUGACUGUACUUGGUGGAAUUUGGGCAGAAGUGUUUCUGCUCCAUUAGCAUUCCAACUCGUGUUAUCACAAAGAGGUAUUAACCCUACAGUUACAGAUUUCUGGCUAAAUGUACUGACGAUGGAUCAUAUUUAAGCCGUUUUCCCACUACAGAAGUUGGAUUUUUAAACAUGUUGUGGACGUCAGACCUCCCACCAGCAGUUCUUGUAGCUCCUUUUUUGUUUCCUCCCCUCUGUGUGUGUUUCUCGGCUACAGCACUGAGUGGUUGAUUGAAAGUACGUUUCUCGGUCACCUCAGGGAACUCAGCGUCUGCCCAGCAUUUAGUCAGCAGAUCCCCUGACCCUGUCUGCCUCACAGCCCUGCCUCACCCUUCGUGCCAUCUGGUUGUGUGGAGACAAUGGGAAAAGGAAAAGAGGAGAGGGGAAUUGAGACAGCUGACUGUGUUCAGUUUUCUUUAUUUAUUUUUAAAUUUGUUUUUUUCUCCAAGUCUGCCAAUCUCUGAAAUUAGAACAUAGGCAGUACGGGGUGAUCAUGCCUAAUCGUGUUGUGAUUCUGUCUUUCUGGAAUAGAAUGUUCUGCCCCCACGAGAAGGAUUCCACUUUAUAGACUUGUCUGCGUAAUUGCCCAGUGUAUCGGAACUCAUUUUAAACUCCGUGUAUUUUUGUUAUAAAUCUUCUGAAAAGAAACUAUGUGAAACCUUAAAAGCUGUUAAUAAUCA